Centruroides sculpturatus (bark scorpion) is the source of this 3982-nucleotide messenger RNA. RefSeq names its product myotubularin-related protein 3-like. The coding region runs from base 342 to 3566 and encodes 1074 amino acids. Gene Ontology annotation, biological process: regulation of autophagy; dephosphorylation. NCBI's taxonomy places the organism in Eukaryota, Metazoa, Arthropoda, Arachnida, Scorpiones, Buthidae. The record is from RefSeq and is a predicted model, not a curated record. The transcript has 14 exons. Gene Ontology annotation, molecular function: protein phosphatase binding; metal ion binding; phosphatidylinositol-3,5-bisphosphate 3-phosphatase activity.
CGGCAUUGUCGAGUAACCGUGUGACGUAUAUGGGAGAGAUUUUGUUAUCUCGACGUGAAGUUGGUGAAGAAUUAUAACUUAGUUUAUAACAGCGAACGGAAAUUAUUAUAUUUUAAAAUAACGAUUAUAAAUAAUUGUUUACGAGUUAAUCGAGAUAUUAAAUAUGAUUGUUUAUUUUCUUAAAUGACGGAGAAUUAACCGAGAAUGGAACGAUGUUAAGUUAGGGUUAGUUUAGUCACUUUAGGUUUGAGUUACAAUUACAUUUAAAAAACGAAAGUUUAUUGGUGAAGUCGUCGCUUGUUUUGAUUGCCAAAGGUCGUCAUCCAGUCCUAAUACAUACCAUGGAAAAUAUAGGACUGGACAACGAUCAGUAUUAUGAUAAUAUUAAAGCCUGUGAAAUAUAUCCAAAAAAGGAAAUACUAAAGGAUGAUCCAAAUCUCAAGGUGCCUUUUGCAGCACUUCCUGGUGAAGGUGUUGAACAUAUUGGUUGUACUACAGAAGGUAUAAUUGUUCUAUCAAACUAUAGAUUUUAUCAUCAUACCAAGGAUGCUGUUUUUAAUAUUCCUCUUGGGCGAAUAGAACAAAUUGAGUGUCGAGAUAUAUUUUUCCUUCAUAUUUUUUGCAAAGAUGCUCAGUCAUUCAGGUGUACUUUUACUACAAAUGAAGAUUCUCUUAAAUGGCACAGAAGGUUAAUGUCACAUCUUGUAUCACCAAGUAAAAUUGAUGAAUUCUUUGGUUUUGCAUUUUAUAUGUGGUGUAGAGAAGAGAGAAAAGAUUUGUUUGAGCGUUUAAGAUCAUGCAAUCAAAAAAAUGAUGAAACAGAAAGUUGGUGUAUUGAAGCAGAGGCAGAAAGAAUGAGGUUCGAUUUAAAAUGUGUUUGGAGAAUUACACUUAUAAAUAAAAAUUAUGCAUUAUGCCCAAGCUAUCCUGAAUAUUUUCUUGUUCCUGCUUCCAUACCUGAUUCGGACCUGGAAUCAGUAGCUAAUUUUCGCUAUUCACAUCGCAUUCCAGCAGUUGUUUGGAGGCAUCAGACGAAUGGUGCAGUGAUAGCACGAAGUAGUCAACCAGAAGUAGGAUGGUUUGGUUGGAGAAAUCAUAAUGAUGAAAACCUAAUCCAAGCAAUUGCUGAUGCAUGUACAAGUGAUCCAGGUAUAUCAACACAAGAAGAAUGUUUUUCUAUGGGUAGUGAAGUUGAUAGCAGUAAUGUGUCUUUACCAACUCAUUUACCUGUUGAUUCAAUAGAAGGAAAAAGCAACAAGAAAUUGCUUAUUUUAGAUGCUCGUUCAUAUACUGCAGCUGUUGCCAACAGAGCAAAAGGUGGAGGAUGUGAAUUUCCAGAAUAUUAUCCAAACUGUGAGAUACAAUUUAUGAGUUUAGCCAAUAUUCAUAGCAUCAGAAAAAGUUUUCAAAGUUUAAGAAUGUUAUGUGCUUCUCCACAAGAUCAGAAUUGGUUAUCAUUAUUGGAAGGAACUAAAUGGUUGCAGUAUAUUGCGGGACUAUUAAAAGCCGCUUUAGUUGUGGUGCAUGCUGUAGAUGUUGAACAGAGACCUGUAUUAGUUCAUUGUUCGGAUGGUUGGGACAGGACUCCUCAGAUCGUAGCUUUAGCUGAAUUGAUGCUCGAUCCCUAUUAUCGAACAAUGGAGGGAUUUCAGGUGUUGGUGGAAAGAGAGUGGUUAAGUUACGGCCACAAGUUUGGAGAUCGCUGCGGACACGGACCCGGCACCGUCGAUCCAAACGAAAGAUGUCCGGUGUUUUUGCAGUGGUUGGAUUGCGUGCAUCAAUUGUUGUUGCAGUUUCCUUGCAGUUUUGAGUUUAAUGAACAAUAUUUGGUGAAACUUGUACAUCACACAUAUUCCUGUUUAUUUGGAACAUUUUAUUGUAAUAAUAGUCAAGAAAGAAAUUAUCAUGGUAUCCACAGUCGUACUUUCUCCAUAUGGAAUUAUCUCAAUUCCUUUCCGGAACGUUUUAGUAACUAUUUAUAUCAGUCUAAAGAUCAGGUAUUGCAUCCUUCUUGUCAAAUGAAAGAUAUUCAGUUUUGGAGUAACGUGUAUCAUCCUCCCAUGUUCACUCCAAUGUUGUGUUUAAAUAAAGAACAGUUAGACGUUAAGUGUUGUAAUGGUGAUAUACCGCAAAAAAACGAAUGCCAGUUAGUGAAAACAAAGUCUUACGACAACAUAUUAACCAUAGAUCACAUGUGUAUUCCUCAGAGACGAAACAGUGAUCCUAACAUUGCAGAAAAACACGUUCUUCCUAAAACUUCAAACGUAAGUAAACAAUUGGAACCUGAAAAGUUACUAGCGACAGAAGACAGUACUGUGAUUUCUCAACCGAUAACUUCGUGCGAAAAAAGUGCCAACGGUGAAAACUGCCCUCUGUUAACUGUUAAUAACGAACCGAGCGAAAAAGAGGAUUUAGUUUCUACAAUAUCUCAGGGUGACUUGUCUACCGAAACGACCGACUUAUCCAACUUGUCUAUCGACGGAUCGACCGACACGUUAGUGAGCGAAAACGGCGUAUCCAUGCACGGAAGCCCAAAAACCGAAUCGGCUACGGAAAAUGGCGUCAGAGAGCGUAAAGAUCCAUCCGACGGUUGCAAGAAUACGGCGAACUCUUCAAAUAAAAACGAAGCGAUAACCGUAAAAACAUUGAAACAAGGAAACAGCAUUAGCACGAGCACGACGGACAUCAGCGAUUCCUGCGUCAUGCCCAUGGUCACAGAGUGUUAUCCUCCUUUACAGUGUUUAAUGACAGAUUGUUUACAUCCCACUCAAUCCAGUUGGACCGCUUGGUUUCAAAGUAAGUUGGGAAACGAAGCCGUGCCUCCGGUUCUAUCCAAACAGCCGCUGGCUCAUUCUUCUAACGGAGGCGGAAGAACUUCCCAGUAUUCUACGCCCCAUCACUCUCGCACUCCCAGCUCGGGCUUUCCCGCCACUCCCUGCGACGAGUAUUCUUACGACAUAUCCGCCGUACGUUGUAAUCUGGUUCCUUCCCAUCUUCUCGAUAUCGACGGUGUUAUGGUUAUGAAGAACGAAGUUCAGGAGCGUCUACAACAAAUAUUCAAUAAUCACCAGUCGCAAAUCGAGGCGCUCCGAAGGGACUUGUACGUCAAACAACUGGAACUGAAACAGAAAUGUUGCCUUCGAUGUCGGGCCAGAGACGACCACGGACAGGAAUGCUCCGACGACACCUCUCUGGCGGAUUCGGCCUGCAGCGGAGAACAACAGUCCAACGGACAGGACAGCAGCGCCGCUUCCGACGUCAGCUGGGAACUGGUGGACGAGAGGGAGACCCGCACCACCCUGUGGGUGCCCAACCACGCCGUCUCCUACUGCAUGGGCUGCGACGCCAAGUUCUGGAUCGGACGACGCAAGCAUCACUGCAGGAACUGCGGUCACGUCUUCUGCGGCCAGUGUUCCAACCAGGCGGUGCCCAUCCCCAACGAGCACCUGGACCAACCGGUGCGCGUGUGUUCCUCGUGCUACAACAGUCUGCAGUUCCGCUGUCGCCAGCAGAUCGCGGGCUGCGAGAAGAUGCCCAAACCGGUGGUCAGCGCCGCCUCCAACUAGAGGGGAGGGCGGCGGAGGGCUUUUUUUUAACGGCGGGGAAUGUUCAUUUUAGACGAAUUCUACGUAAGAGAGGUCGAAGGUCGACGGCGGCUUCUGUACAAAUUGAGUUUCGUGUACGUUCUGUAAAGGUGUAAAUAUUCUGUAAUUUAUUUCUCUGGAAUAAAGACGAGCAAAAUUUGGCGAGAGGAGAAUUCGAUCGACACUUAAUUUAUAUAUAUAUAGAACGCGCGGUGCGCGCGUACCUCUUCCGAACGCCAGUCUUCGAUUUUGUGUAGCGUAUCUCGAGAAAUCCUGCAAGAAGGCCGAAUCUUUAGUUUCUCCGCGUCGACGCACGUUGGAUGUAGACGGAAAUUUUCUAAUGUUAAAACGACUAACGAAGAAUUUUGAAAUAAACCAGGAUUAAUAUUUUUAUCCAA